CCAAAAAUGAAGUUUGUUUUGUUGUUUCUCUCCUUUGUGGUGAGAAGUGGUCAGCUACCAGUGAGCAACUGUGGGACGGAGGCAAGACAACCAGACAUCAGGGACAUCGUAGUGAAUUGUGGAACUUCAUCGAUUUCUCUGGAAAUACAGAUCUGUCCAGUUCUCUAUUCUGGUUCCAACGAGAGCCAUCUGGUCCUGAACAACAUGCUGGAACCUUCCUGCAGAGCAACCCUGGAUGAAUCCGUGACUCCGCCUGUGGCUCGGUUUGACUUUCCUGUAAACAUGACUGACACCUGUAGCACCAUCCAGACAGUGAGUGUACCUGGGAUUGGACCAUUUCCUGAUUUUUCCAAUAUGUGGAUGAACAUCAGCGGUGUUGUUCGACCCAUUAACUCUUCCAAAGACAACAUCACUAACAGUGAAGAGCUGGAGAUCUUCUACUCCUGUGUCUAUCCCUUACAGGAUCUGGUCAGAAACACCCAGAUCCAUGCCUCAGCCUCCUCCAUCACAUCCAAGGACAACAAUGAGACUUUUAUCCAUUCCUUGAGCAUGGUUCUCUUUGCUGAUGCCAAAUACACCCAGCUAAUGGUCAUCCCAGAGCUGGGGAUUAAACUCAGGACUGACAUUUACGUCGAGGUAAAGGCCACCAACUUGACGGACCAGUAUCAUGUUCUACUGGACCGAUGCUACGCCUCCACCUCACCUCUGCCUUCCAUCUCCACCUUCUUCAACCUGUUUGUCUCCUGCUCUGUGGAUUAUUUUACAACCAUUAUUGAGAACGGAGUCAGCCAAAAUGCUCGCUUUAAGUUCCAAGCUUUCCACUUUAUUGAGCAUCAGAAUGAAAAGGUCUCCACCUACUAUCUCCACUGCAUCACCCGCCUCUGUGAGACAAGCGCCUGUGGUGCCUUCAAGCAGUGCAACAGCAGGAGAAAGAGGAGCACAUCUGACUCAUCUACAGCACCAAAUGCGUACACAGUCACCUCUCCACAGAUCAUCACUAAAACAGACACCUCUGAGUUCAGUGAGAAGCCCCUGGCCGUGGGAGGAGGAAACAUCUCUGCUGUCAGACUUGGUCUGGCUGCUGGCUUCUUAGCCUGUGCUGGUGUGUUCGCCCUAGGAGUUGUGUCUGUGAUUUAUAGAAGGCUCAGGAACUGAAGAGGCAUUGUCCAGCUGAACUACAGCACACUGGCUUGUAGGGCUUAAUGCUUACUCAGAAGCUGAGUGACAUCUUUUUAAAAUUUCGGAUUAGGGCUUGGUUAGGGGACGUGGGAAUUCAUCAUAAUAACUUUGUUUCUUAAUAACUAAAUCACAUUAUUAUUAAUCUUCAUUUCCUCCACUUGUGGUUAACUCCAUAAAUCAUCAGCUAGAUUUAGUCAGCCCCGUUCAGUGCAGUGCAUUUUAAAUCGUCAGAUCAUUUUCAAAACACAAGAAACCACACAUGGUGAGAAAAAG
This is a messenger RNA of Nothobranchius furzeri (turquoise killifish), 1452 nucleotides long. Its product is annotated as zona pellucida-like domain-containing protein 1. The record is from RefSeq and is a predicted model, not a curated record. Gene Ontology annotation, cellular component: cell surface. Lineage: Eukaryota; Metazoa; Chordata; Actinopteri; Cyprinodontiformes; Nothobranchiidae.